AGACCGAUUUUGCGAUAACUCGUUUUAAUGCAACAAAUGUCAAUGACAAAAUACCAAAACUAAUCUAGCCUAUGCUUUUCACCUUAAGUAGGACUACAAUCUAAAACAAAAUAUAUUCCUCUUUUUCAAGAAAAUAGAUGAUUCCAGGCUGUUAUAGGCCUGUCCGUGUUGCACAUCGAAAGUCUCAUACGCAUUUGCAGAAGUCCACCGACGUUUCAUAACUUGGACGCCUCAAUCAGUCCAGUGAGCUCUUUAGCUUAUAUCAGCCGAUCCACAUAGGCUAGGCUACUAGACAACACAGCACAACGUAUCUGCACAAGCGGGACACAGAUUUGACGAACUGCGUUGUCGAACGCACACUGUCUUCGACGAGUGAAAAUGAACCAAAAUCAAUCGCUGGCGGAGAAACAGCCGAAGAUUAGAGCCUAAACAACCUUCACUCUUCGCAACCGCUCAAUUCAGCUCAAAACUCCGAACAGUUUCUGACAAAUGUCCAAUUUCGACCAAGGCAUUAAUAGUUUCCACAAAUUUAAAACGGAAACACUGCACGUGGAAGCAAAUGUUUUUUUUCCCACAGCAUUUGCUAAUCUGUUUGGUUCUCGCCUACCAACAGGGUCACAAAAUUCUUUCCCACAAUCCCACAACGACGCACAUGUUUACUUCCUACAGACGAUGGUUCGGACAUCAAGCAUGUAUAUUGACAUCUGAAAAGACCACUGCAGAGGUUCCUGUUUCAUAUAUCUGUCCAACCAGGGAAAAGCUGUGCUGGAAGGUUCGUCCUUUAGGAGCAGCAUGUUAGAAAGCGCCCUUUAUUGACGUCACUGGAUUGUCACAGAGAAGACAGCUGUAGAAGUGAAUAUGAAACUUGAUUAGUUAGCAAGCCACAUUCUAUCUUUAAAAAUCAGAUUCUUGGGGAAUACCAGCGUUUCCGAUUGUAGUAAAAUGGAACAAUCAGCACCAAAAAGCAAGUUGAAAAAGCUGAGCGAAGACAGCUUGACGAAACAGCCGGAAGAAGUUUUCGAUGUUCUUGAGAAACUUGGUGAAGGGUCCUAUGGUAGUGUAUACAAAGCCAUACACAAGGAGUCUGGCCAGGUGGUGGCAAUCAAACAGGUGCCUGUGGAGUCGGACCUCCAAGAGAUCAUCAAGGAGAUAUCCAUCAUGCAACAGUGUGACAGUCCUUAUGUAGUCAAGUACUAUGGCAGUUACUUCAAGAACACAGACCUGUGGAUCGUGAUGGAAUACUGUGGAGCUGGCUCCGUCUCUGACAUCAUCAGACUGCGCAAUAAAACGCUCACUGAAGACGAGAUUGCAACGAUCCUCAAAUCGACCCUGAAGGGCCUGGAGUAUCUGCACUUUAUGAGGAAAAUCCACAGAGACAUAAAAGCUGGGAACAUCCUCCUCAACACAGAAGGUCAUGCGAAACUGGCAGAUUUCGGCGUGGCGGGACAGCUGACGGACACAAUGGCCAAGCGAAACACAGUGAUUGGCACGCCCUUCUGGAUGGCCCCGGAAGUGAUCCAGGAGAUCGGGUACAACUGCGUGGCAGACAUCUGGUCCCUGGGCAUCACCUCCAUAGAGAUGGCUGAGGGGAAGCCUCCCUAUGCUGACAUCCAUCCAAUGAGGGCGAUUUUCAUGAUUCCCACGAACCCCCCGCCGACCUUCCGGAAGCCCGAGCUGUGGACAGACGAGUUCACGGAUUUCGUGAAGAAGUGUCUGGUGAAGAAUCCAGAGCAGAGGGCCACGGCUACUCAGCUGUUACAGCAUGCCUUCAUCAAGAACGCCAAGCCGGUGUCCAUCCUGCGGGACCUGAUCACGGAGGCCAUGGAGAUCAAAGCCAAGCGGCACCAGGAGCAGCAGCGGGAGCUGGAGGAGGAGGACGAGAACUCGGAAGAGGAAGUGGAGGUGGACUCUCACACCAUGGUGAAGAGCGGGUCAGAGAGCGCGGGCACCAUGCGGGCAUCGGGCACCAUGAGCGACGGGGCGCAGACCAUGAUCGAGCACAGCAGCACCAUGCUGGAGUCCGACCUGGGCACCAUGGUCAUCAACAGCGACGAGGAGGAGGAGGACGGAACCAUGAAGAGAAACGCCACCUCCCAGCAGGCUCCGCGGCCAUCCUUCAUGGACUACUUUGACAAGCAGGACUCAAAGAGCAAGUCCCACGACAACUGCAACCAGAACAAGCAGGAGCCUUACCUCAUUGCCAAGAAUGUCUUUCCCGACAACUGGAAGGUUCCGCAGGAUGGGGACUUCGACUUUCUGAAGAACCUGAGCUUCGAGGAGCUGCAGAUGCGGCUUAGCGCCCUGGACCCCAUGAUGGAGCGCGAGAUCGAGGAGCUGAGGCAGCGCUACACCGCCAAGCGGCAGCCCAUCCUGGACGCCAUGGACGCCAAGAAGCGGCGGCAGCAGAACUUCUGAGGUGGGGGGAGGGGCUCUUUUCCCACCCCCGGGACUGCAGGCUGCCAGGGGCCCGGUCACAGGAAGAGGAGGGGCCUCUCUAUGAGACCACUCCCACCGACGCUGAGCACGUCAGCAUACUCGCCAGCUGAACCUGCCCCGCCCACCAAAAGCAGAGGUGCCCGUUGAUCCAUUCUCUUGGACCCUCCCCCUCCCUCCCUCCCUCCCCUUCCAUUCCAGAUUACAUUCACAACAUUCUGCCUUCCUGGAGGGCGUAACCCCACUACCUGGCCCCAGGUUAUGUAAGCAGUAGCAACGGGCCACAUCCACCAAUGGUGAGCUUGUUUUCACGACAGGUUCCUCUCCUUUCUCCCCUCCCUCAGAAGACUGCCUCCCAGACCACUCCCACUAAAGCAGCUGAACUUUGGGGGCAUUUCUUACGUCUGGCAUAAUUUAUCUGACACUGAUAGGCCCAGGCAUCCAACAUGGGGCGUGGCCAGAGCACAAUGUAUAGAGUGUUGGCCAAAUUUUAAAAAAACUUCUUCCUUUCCACCCCUACCCUGGCCACACCCACUCGAACAGUCCACCCCGGGACUUUCCUUACACCCUCCUCUGUAUUGUCUGCUGUCUGUCCGAAUUUGGAGAAAGUGAAAAGUAACUUAAAAAUACUUGGUUAUAAUGAUGCUAAUAUACUUAAAUAUUAUUUAAAAGAGGAAUAUAGAGUAUGAAGGGUUUUUGGGGAUCAUUUGCCCCGGCUGUUCUUCUUCCUAUUGUUAUUAUUUUAUAUAAUUUUAUCCUGCGUAAUCCUCACUGACUUUUAUUAGGUGUGCAAGUGUAGGGCUCCAGAAUGUUUGAAACCAAAGAAACUUAGAGAGGGACUCCUGUUGUUAUAGCAGUGAUAGAAGAAUCUGGGUGCCUUAAAAAGGUUUAAAGUCCAGGUGAUGUUGGCUUUAUACUCACAAUGUUUAAAGGGAUAGAACCCUUGUGUGUAGGAAACUACUAGGAUGUGUGGAAUGUUACAUUUUUAGGUCUGAGGGGUAUAAUUUAAUUUUUGACUCAUCAGUACGCUAUGGGGACCAAGCGGAACAUGAAAAACAGCAACCAAGGAUGUUUCAAACGCUAUUCCGGAAAUUCCAUAGAUGGUUGUUUAUAUGGGUUUAUAAAUAAACAUUUACAUUUGCAUAAA
Molecule: messenger RNA, 3580 nt
Organism: Anguilla rostrata (American eel)
Lineage: Eukaryota; Metazoa; Chordata; Actinopteri; Anguilliformes; Anguillidae
Product: serine/threonine-protein kinase 3
Exons: 11
Coding region: 943-2415 (490 amino acids)
Biological process (GO): protein phosphorylation; protein tetramerization; intracellular signal transduction
Cellular component (GO): cytoplasm
Molecular function (GO): protein serine/threonine kinase activity; ATP binding
Source: RefSeq, a predicted model, not a curated record